This is a messenger RNA of Entrophospora sp. SA101, 435 nucleotides long. The record is from the annotation of a GenBank genome assembly. NCBI's taxonomy places the organism in Eukaryota, Fungi, Glomeromycota, Glomeromycetes, Entrophosporales, Entrophosporaceae.
AUGUCCAACAGCAGCGAUACCAACACACCCUCAACGAUGAAAACACAGCUUUCUAAAGUUGAUGCAUUUAAUCUUGUGGUCGUCAUUGCGCCAAAUCUUAGUCAAGAUCACCUACAACACAGUCAUGCAACCCGUAACCUUUCUCCAAAUUCACGAAGAGACGAAAAUUCACACCAUGACUUUUGUUUUAGAAACCCUCGGGAACUUUACGCUGUACGCUGUAACAUUUGGAACCGGAAUCUUGCUUCAGCGCAUUCUUUUCUUCGUGAUCGGCAUCCUAAUAGUCAAUUGGAACCUGUUGGAAAAGCCUGGAUCAUUUCGAAAAUAGAAGCACGGGAAAGCGAUAUUGGAAAGAUGAGCGAUUUUUUCAUAUUUCUUGAAUCACGUCAUCAAAAUUUCAAAAUUUAUCGUACAUCAAAUAGUAGCUAUAAUUAA